UCUAGAAAGGCAGAUAGGGAGAGGGCAGAGGCAACGGCCCUCUACUGGAGGGGGGGCUUAUUAUAACAAAUAUAUACACACAUGUGUGAGCUGUUGGGCCGCACGAUAGGUCAUAUGUGGAUAAUAGUUAUUUUAGAAAAGCAUAUAACUGUGGCUUUACAUUUAAAAUGCCUAUUUUACUUUUCCUGUUAGACACGUCCGCCUCUAUGAAUCAGCGCACUUAUUUGGGUACGACGUAUCUGGACGUUGCUAAAGGCGCGGUUGAGGUCUUUAUGAAGCUGCGUGCCCGAGACCCGGCUAGUAGAGGCGACAGGUACAUGCUAGUUACAUUCGAUGAUCCACCAUACGGAGUGAAGGCCGGCUGGAAGGAGAACCAUGCCACUUUCAUGUGUGAGCUGAAGAAUCUGCAGGCAUCCGGGCUGACAACAUUAGGACAUGCACUUCGCACUGCCUUUGACCUGCUUAACCUCAAUCGUCUCGUCUCGGGAAUCGACAAUUAUGGGCAGGGCCGCAACCCAUUUUUCCUCGAGCCAUCUGUGAUCAUUACCAUCACUGAUGGGAACAAGCUCACACACAGCUCUGGGGUGCCAGAUGAGCUGCACCUGCCUCUGAAUUCUCCCUUGGCUGGCAGCGAGCUGACCAAAGAGCCUUUUCGCUGGGACCAGCGUCUGUUUGCAUUGGUACUGAGGCUGCCAGGAGCAGCUACACCAGAUAAUGAGCAACUUGGUAGUGUCCCCACGGAUGAGUCUGCAAUCACCCAGAUGUGUGAAGUUACUGGAGGGCGAUCAUACUGUGUGCGAACACAGAGGAUGUUGAACCAGUGUCUGGAGUCUCUGGUUCAGAAGGUUCAAAGUGGUGUUGUCAUUAAUUUUGAAAAGACUGGGCCAGAUCUGCCUCCCAUUGGGGAAGAUAACUCUGUGGAGUCAAGUCGAACAGUGUCAUCCUUCAGCCCACAGCCAUGGCACAGCUGCCACAAACUCAUCUAUGUGCGACCAAACCCAAAGACAGGGGUGCCAGUCGGGCAUUGGCCCAUACCAGAGUCCUUCUGGCCGGACCAGAACUCCCCAACCUUACCACCUCGCUCUGCUCACCCUGUGGUGCGUUUCUCUUGCGUGGACUGUGAACCAAUGGUGAUCGACAAGCUUCCCUUUGACAAGUAUGAACUGGAGCCCUCUCCGCUCACCCAGUACAUCCUGGAAAGGAAGUGCCCACUUGUGUGCUGGCAGGUGUUUGUCAGCAGCAGUGGGAAGCAAAAUGAUCUGGGGCACCCUUUUGGCUACCUUAAAGCCAGCACCACUCUCACCUGUGUUAAUCUGUUUGUCAUGCCAUACAACUACCCAGUCCUUCUCCCACUUCUCGAUGAUUUGUUUAAAGUGCACAAAUUAAAACCAAACCUUAAGUGGCGACAGGCCUUUGAGAUGUACCUGAAGACAAUGCCUCCAUACUACCUCCUGCCCUUAAAAAAGGCACUGAGGAUGAUGGGUGCACCUAACCUUAUCGCAGACACCAUGGACUGCGGCCUGAGUUACAGUGUCAUUUCUUACCUGAAGAAGCUCAGCCAGCAGGCAAAAAUGGAGUCGGAUCGUCUGAUUGUGUCGGUGGGGAAAAAGGUUCCUCAGGAAACUGGCAUAAAGGUGAAGAACCACUCCAGCUCCCUUUCUCUGGCCCACCGACGAGACUUUAAGCAGCUGCUGCAGGGAAUCACCGGGGAAGGGCCCCUUCGCCUGGCGGACAUCAAUUUCAAAGAGUUUGCUGGUUUCCAGAUUGCCCUGCUCAGCAAGGAUGUGAAGCCUCAAGCUUAUCGGAACGCCUACGACAUCCCAAGACGGAACCUCCUGGAUCAGCUCACGCGAAUGCGCUCCAAUUUGCUGCGGACAUCACUAAAACUGAUCCGAGGGCAGGACGAAGACUCCCUGCACAGUAUUCCAGUGGCUCAGAUGGGAAACUACCAGGAAUACCUAAAAAUGAUGCCGUCUCCUUUGAGAGAGAUUGACCCCGAUCAGCCUAAACGGCUGCACACAUUUGGGAACCCUUUCAAGCAGGACAAGAAGGGGAUGAUGAUCGAUGAGGCGGAUGAGUUUGUAGCAGGCCCUCAAAAUAAGAAAAGAGGAAAUUCCAGUGACUCCAAUUCUGGAGCUACUGUGAAGAGAAGGCGGAGCAUGUCACCGUUGCUGCGGCGGCCGCAGACUCCAUCGGGGAACACCAACCACGUGGCGAUUGGAAAGAACCUAGCAGGGACUCAGGGGCAGCAGAAUCCCCUCAAACUGGUUCCACAGCACAAAGGAGUGGAUGGCAGCAACAUGGUGGUCACAGAGAGUAACGGCGACAGCGUUCUCGGGCUUGACUCUGGGGAAAUAUGGCCUGUGGAGAUGGACGCUGAGGCGGGGAAUCCAUCUUCACCAAGUUUAGAGGAGAAGGUUGGGACAGGAGCAGCAGUUUGCGGGGAGGACAUGAGCGCGAUGGAGGAGGAGCUGGUGGAAGAUCACCUAAAUGAGCAGCCACUGGAGGAGAAACACAACUGUGAACGUCUGAGUCCGCAGAGCCAGCUGGAUGGCACUGAAGCUGACCCGGCCGUGCCUGAGACGAUUUUCAUACCUCCACUAGAUGGCAACCAAGCAGAGCUGCGGACACGGGUCAUUAAGGAGGUCCGCAAACCUGGACGAAACUAUGAGGCAAUACUCAGACUACUGCACCAGGUGAAAGGCCCGGUAGAUGUACAAAGGUACUUCAUCCAGCACGCCAUCAAAGAGGCAAUGAGGUUCAAGAAGCGGGUACUGAUCCAGCAGUUGGAGAAUGCCCUGGCUAAGUUGGAGGAGAAGCAAACAGCAUUACAGCUUCCCAAUGAUCACGGCAGGUAGUGACAAAGCCAUGUUUGCUUUGUUAGUAGAAGAAGUAGUGAGGCUCCUCUGAAUUCCCUCUGAAAUGAAUUUUCUUGCCUGCUGGAUAUCACCUUAAGAGGCAUCCUUCUUGACACACCCUCAGAGAUUCCGACUGGGAAACAAGAAUGGGAGAAGAAUAAAUGCACUGAUAGCACAAGCUCUUCCUGUCCCUGUGCUGUACGUCGCGUCCUGUUAGAGGCAGAGUGUUUAUUCAGAGGAGGGGCCUUGGGGAGCAGCUCCGCUGGGGAUGAGUACAGAGACUUUAAAAAUAAUCCUCUUCACAUUGACAGAUGCCUUAAACACCCAUAUGGCUUUUGUCUGUAUGGGCACAUUGCUCAGAAGACACACAUACACUCCAUUUGACAGAUAACACAGUAAGCCAGCAGAGCAAUGGAUAGACUGGCUUAUUGGUAUAGUUAUUCUUAAAAGAACAGACCCUUCUUCAGCUGGUCUGAAAAGUGUUUUAUGGGUAAUAAAAUGUUGUGCAUUCAUGAAAAGGGAUGAAUGGAAGGAGAAAUCUGGUCCAGAAGCAAGACAAGCUCUCUUAUUUUUUAGUGUUAAAUCUGCAACAGGAUGCACUUUGUUGUUCAUGUUACUGUUGUCUAAUAUGCCCCAUUAUUAGUGGUUUACUGACAUGCACUGGCAUCAGGGGUGGGCAAUAUGGAAUAAGUCUAUGAGUGUAUAUACAAUUUCAUGCUGUAGUAGCAAUAUGGAGUCACUCUUCUGCAAAUGCACUCAAAAAACAUAGUCAAAGAAAUGUGUAUUUGUGAUUAAUCCAGUCAUUAAAGCACCUGGCAAGCAAGGUUACACAUUAUGGAAAAUACUGCAUGUUCAGUAUUGGUGUAUGAUAGAUUUGUAUACCUCAGAGUCAGCAGUAUAGCAACCUCUUAAAUAUCUCAUAGUGCAUAUGUCCAUAUUGUCCAACCCCAGAUAGCACUGAAUUAGACUUCACACAUGCCUCACUCAUGGCAGCUCCACUGCUUUUUGAAUUGGGUCUGUUUUAUUGCAUAUUAUAUCAACAUGUUCGGAACACAAACUUCCCAAUCAGCUCCAACCGUUUUAAGAACUGAUUUUGAAGGACAGCACCAAGUAGAUGAAUCAGUGUUUUUUGUGAUAGUUGCACGAUACCGUCUUGACCUGGAAAUGAAUUUUUCUUCUGAAACAAUCCAAUACAAAGCAGCAGUGUUUACUGGUUGAGUGAUUGAGGAUCAUUGUCCUCUCACCGGCCAAUACAGCAAUACAACAUGGGUUACUCCUGCAACUCCACACGCACACACACACACACACACGCACACGCAAGUCUUUCUCGACAGCGAUGCCCAGCAUUACAGCUUUACUCCAACAGAAUUUUGCAUCCAACAGUCACCUUAUGUUGAAGUUAAACAGUUUGCAUUUCUCCUCUGAAGCUUUUUACACGAAUCCAAGUCAGGACUCCCCCUUAGUUCUCCUUGUUUUUACAACAGAUGUACACUACUUUUUAAUGUUCAUAGGGAAUAGAGAUUAUUUUUGUGAAAUUGCUUAUUUCAGAGUAUAAGAAAUAUUUUGAAAGACAUGUUCAAAGCCAUUUUUGUAAACUGUUAAAAAACAUAUACAAAGUGGAAAGUUUUAUGAACCUACUUCUUUUUUUAUGAAAACAAAAAAUAAAC
Messenger RNA from Archocentrus centrarchus (flier cichlid), 4525 nucleotides. It is a transcript of the gene ints6l, whose product is annotated as integrator complex subunit 6 like. Gene Ontology annotation, biological process: snRNA 3'-end processing. NCBI's taxonomy places the organism in Eukaryota, Metazoa, Chordata, Actinopteri, Cichliformes, Cichlidae. The record is from RefSeq and is a predicted model, not a curated record. The transcript has 18 exons. Gene Ontology annotation, cellular component: integrator complex. Bases 168 to 2858 code for a protein of 896 amino acids.